AUGGCAUCCGACACAUCAGAGGCGCUUGACUUGACCACAAGUGAGAAGUUACUCGUAGUUCGAUGGGAACAUCUCAAUCUUUGGCGAUUUUAUCCAUUAGCUUUAGCUAGUUCGUGGUCUAUACGAUGUUUCCUGUAUCCUAUGUCAGUGGUAAAAAGCCGAUUGCAAUUGCAACGUCAGAAUAAUGUAUACCGGAAUAUGCGGCAUGCCUUCGCAGAGAUUUUGAAGACCGAAGGACCAGGAGCUCUUUACCGGGGCUUUUGGGUGACUGUUCCGCAGCUCUCUGCGUCCUUUCUUUAUUCAUCAACAUAUGAAAGAACACGCGAUCUGAUGCAAGUUCACCUAGGAAUCAGAAAUCCUGCACUUGUUUCUGCGCUUGCAGGAGGUAUUGCUUCUCCAUGUGCUCAGCUAGUUUUCGUUCCUACAGAUAUUGUUGCUCAACAUAUGAUGGUUCACAAUAAUCCUGAAGCGUUUGGAGGUAAGCCACCUAUUUUUAGCCUGUCAAGUCCAAGAGGUGCACUCUCUUGA
Molecule: messenger RNA, 528 nt
Organism: Cylicostephanus goldi
Lineage: Eukaryota; Metazoa; Nematoda; Chromadorea; Rhabditida; Strongylidae
Source: the annotation of a GenBank genome assembly